Molecule: messenger RNA, 6975 nt
Organism: Ruditapes philippinarum (Manila clam)
Lineage: Eukaryota; Metazoa; Mollusca; Bivalvia; Venerida; Veneridae
Exons: 25
Coding region: 60-5714 (1884 amino acids)
Biological process (GO): negative regulation of gene expression
Cellular component (GO): cytoplasm; nucleus
Molecular function (GO): NAD+ poly-ADP-ribosyltransferase activity; transcription corepressor activity
Source: RefSeq, a predicted model, not a curated record
UGUAUUAAAGAAAAGGAAAUUUACAAUAAUAACCAAAGCGUUCCUCUAAUGUAUCGAGUAUGGGAGCAGGAGCAGGAAAACCAUCUGAAAAAGUUGACCUAGAAUGUGAUCCAUCAGACACAAGGAUAAGUGUACUUGGAAACUCGGCAAAUAAAACAAGUAACGAGUUUACAGUACCUACAAACACGUUGGUAUCUGGGAGCAGAAUUAUAUUCACGAAAAAGACGAAGAUUAAGAUAAAAUUUAAAGGAGGCGGCGUUUUACGUAUCGGGUUAACCAGUAUUAAUCCGUCAGACAACGAAAACAUUCUUGAGGGUUCUGUAUUUGAGAAGGAGGAAGGCUUUAGCUCAGGGAAACAGGAAGCAGUUCGCAUCUUGUACAAAACUGAAUAUUCUUCGUUUCGCUAUGGACCAGAGGGCGAUGAAAUUGAGAAUGACUGUGAAAAUAUCGCGGCAAACCUUUGGUUGUAUGUAAUCCAUGUCUAUGGGACUCCAGAUGUAGAAGCAGAUCUAAUAGAGGAAGAGGACAGAUAUGAAAAGAUAUUACUGUGUUCUGCCAGAAGUGGCCAUGGAAGUAGUGCAUCAAUAGCAUCAAAUACAGCAAGAUGCAGAUUCAGUAAACCUGUUGUACCUGGUGAUGUCUACCAUUGCCACUGGGAUAUGAAACUGUUAAACGAAAAUAUAGCAGAGAAGCCACCAUCUCAUGGUUUUAUGAGCCUGAAACUUGUAUCGAGAAAUAUAAAUAAAGGUUCACCUGAUGAGGAAGAUGUAAUAUGGGAGCGGAGCAGCGCCGUCCAAGAAUAUCCGUUCAGUUCAGUGAUCGCCUUCCGGUUAAGUUUGCACGAGCGACAAGUAUCACAUAAUUUGUUUGUUAGUUCUGUUGGAAACACGACAAAAGAUGUCUUCUCGGUUGAAGGAAAACUUGAUCCAGACAUAUUGUAUUUUGAAAUUGAAUUUAGCAGCGGUGAAAUUCAGGUUACACAUGGGAGAAGAUUGAUAAUAGCGCAAGAACUAGGAAGCACUAUUCUAAUAAGUGGUUAUCAAUUUGACGACGAAGAGGCAACCAUAGAUGAAGCGAUUACUGAAAUCAGAUCAAAAAUAGAUUUCAAACCUAGGCGGCUUCAGUAUGGAAACAGUCCAUCAAGUUUCGUCCUGGAAUUCAAUGAAAAAAUAACAGAUCAAAGUCUAAAAGAUAUUCAAAUUAAUUUGAGGUGUAAAGUUCAGAGAAUAUAUGAAACAAAAAGUGUCCAAGUCCUUUUAAAUGGCGCCGACAAUAAAAACGAUGUGAAAUAUUUCUUAGAAGCUCAUUUUACCAGGCCAAAAGCUGGUGGUGGAUCUAUUAAAAGUAUAGAGUUUGAAAAAAACAUUCCGGGUUGUUGGGUGAUCAAUUUCGAAAAGAGUGAAAUUGCACGGAACUUUUGGAUGAAGAACAAAUACAGAAUAAACAUUGAUGAACAAUACGUCAAAGCUCUUGUCCAACCAAUGUACAAAGAACUUGGGUUAUCGGUAAAUGGUGGUAAAAAACCAACUCAAGACCUGACGCCUUUGGUUGUUGAUGUAGACAAAAACAAACUCAGGUUUAUCAAGUCAAGAAAUGCAGAAAAGAAGUCAUUUGUUGGUACUUUAAAUAAAAAUAUCAAAGUUGACGUGUGUUGGGAAGAACAAGAACACACUGACGAAUUCGAGGGAGAAGAUCAACAAAAUCCAGUCGCUAAGGAGACUUCAAUAACUUUUAAGUAUAGUGGAUCCAAGUCGGAUUGGAAAGAGACAGCAAAUUGGAAAGAUAUAACAAAGAGAGUGGUGUCAAAUUAUUUUAAGACGGCUAUAUAUGAAUUAACAUUUAAUUGUGAUGACGACAUAACCGAUCAAUUAAAUGAUCUCAGGGGACAAUAUGAAUUUGAAUAUGAGGAAGAUCUAGAUAACAAUGACAUUACUCUAUACGGGUCAAAUGAAAGUACACUAAAAGAAGUUGCUAAAAAGUCUGUAACGAAAGUGCUAUUUCCAGAGCUUGUCGACAAACCUUUAGAAAUCACGGUACCAAAAUACUUAGCGUUAGACGCGGAAGGUAUACUGAACAACGUGAAAACUGAUUGUCGUUUUACAUCUUUCAAAGUAAAUACAGAAACAGGAAAAAUCACUCUAACGGGUCCAAAAGAUGAAGUGCAAAAUGCUCGGCUUUGUAUACUACAGUUUGCUUUACAACUUAAAUCUGUUGAACUGCUUAUAGAAGAAGAACAUGUUAUGUUUUUGCAAAAAGGAGGUCUAGAACAACUGAAGGAACAAUUCCGUAAAGAAAACUUGAACCAUAACCUCACUUUAUCUGAAAAGAGAAACGCAAUUAUUGUUUUGACUUACAUAGAAAAUGAAGACAUUGAAAAGAAGAAAAACAAGAUGUUAGAUGUCAUUGGAAACUUUAUAAAAACAAUUGAAAUUUGUGUUGACAAAGAAGAGCCCUUGAAUAAUUUUGCAACAGCACAAUGGAAACAGUAUAAGGGAGAGAUUAUUGAGAAAGCAAAUGGUCUCGUUGUUAUUUUUGAACCAGCACACAACAGUACUAUAAAGAUUAUUGGUACAGACGAAACAGUCAAAGUUGCAAAAGUAGACGUAGAUAAUUAUUUGAAAGGCCACAAACUUGGAACAGUAAUGAUGCGCGUGCCAGUAGAAAUUGCAAUGUAUCUAGACGAGUUUAAGGGUGACAAUAUUCGGGAUGAUAUCGAAUGUGGAAAAGACAGCAAUGGUUUGUACACUGGGAAACUUUCUCUUAAAUGUUCAUCCGACGAUAUAAGCCGUUUGCAUAAAUCUAUAGAAAAAAACAUCCAAGAAAUAAAGCAACAUUGGUUCGUAAUGAAAGAGAAAUGGAUAGCAAGUGUUAUCCAGGACCUUGUAGACCUUAAGACCUUAUCACAUAAUGAACGAUUUUUAUUGGAUGCAUAUAUUGGACACAGUCUUGCAGCAUAUGGAAUUACGGGAAUUUCUGUGUUUUCUAAAAUCGGAACAAUCAUCCAAGUCAAGCGAGGUGACAUCACCUUUGAGACAACAGCAGCGAUAGUUCAUAGUACAAAUGGGCAUGUUAAAGCAUUUGAGAAAGGAAUAGGCAAAUGCCUGCAAAAUAUUGGUGGGACUGAAAUCAGAGAUGAACUUUUACGAGCUAUUGAAGAAAGAAGAUCAAAAAUUGGCGAUAUUUUGAUUGGGCACAUCAAUGCCGAUACGCAUGAAGAAAAGGUCAUUCAAGGUCAAGACAAUGAAGUACAAGAAAGAAAUAAUAAACCUUCCAAUAGCGGCUUUAAAAAUGGUGAUCUUGUAUUGACGGAGUCUGGUCAACUUCGCUGUUUAAAAGUCAUUCAUGUUUUUCCUCCAAGAUGGAUAGAUGGUAAACAAUCAGAAGAAAAGGAGAUGAAGACAUUAGUUCGAAAGAUAUUACAGACAUGUCAGGACAAUAAACUUGCAUCAGUGUCUCUAUCGGCGAUUGGAUGUGGCGCUGGAAAGUAUCCUCACGAUAAAGCAACGUCAUAUAUUGUAGAAGCUGUUGCGGAUUAUGUUGAAAAUAAUAAAGAAACGGUAAUCAAGGAAAUAGUGCUUUGCGAUAGUUCAGAAACUGCAGUGAAGAAGUUUACAGAAGCUCUUGGAAAACUCAAAAGCUCUCACUGGGUUUUCUUUGAACAUGGGAAGCCUUUACAAGUGGAUGAUUUCCUGACGUCAUCAAUCAGGAAAGCCGAAAAUAAGUUAGUGAUCCGACCAAGCUCAGGUCGUGCACAACUAGAGCGUCCAAGAACUGGCUUAAAAUGGAGAAGAGAGAAUGCUUAUGGUUUCAAGCGUGUAAAACAACAUGACAUAAAUAGAUCUACAUCUAAUGAAGAAAUGAAUGAUUUAUUUAAAGAUGGACUUCCAUACAAAAUCCCUAUAUCAGACAACAUGAAUCUACAUGUUGUGAGAGCUGAUUUGACCAAACAAAAGGUAGACGCCAUUGUAAACACAACGUCAGAGUUCCCCAAUUUAACGGGUGAAAUAUCGAAAGCGAUAUUAAAUGCUGGCGGAAAUACAAUUAGGCAAGAAUGCCAAAACUUGGAUACGAUUUCAGAGGGUGAAGUCAAAUCUACUGGAGCCGGUCUGUUGAAAUGCAAAAAACUCAUCCAUGCUAAGAUUCCGAUGAGGUGGGAUUCACAAAACGGAGAAAAGUUUGUAAGUGAUCUGAUAUCAAGAUGUCUUGCUGAAGCAAUUAGUCAUGGCUAUUCUUCAAUUGCCUUUCCUACAAUAGGAACGGGACAUUCAGGAUUUCCUGCUGACAAAGUGGCAAAUGCUAUGGUGAAGUCAAUAUGUGAAAUUGAAAAUGACAAAUGCCCGCUUAAAGAUAUUUUCAUUGUCGUUUAUUCGUUGGACGAUGGCAUAUGUAAGAUAUUUGAAGAUGUUGUUCCGCACUGUUUCAACAGCGUCGCAAGUCACGGUACGGGGAUGACCAUAAGCAAGAAAGGUUCAAAGAUGACGCCGAAACAUAAAACUGUCAGAUAUGUUUCACCACCGUCGUUUGACAAACAUUCGGAGAUAGAUGACGUCGUCGUUUUUAAAAUAGUAUCAAAAACAAGCGGAGAAAAGAUUCAAAAGAAAAUUCAGGACAUAGUUAAACACCAACUGAAAGAAGAGACGUUGAAUUUCCAGGAACUAUCAAACGAAAAGACGCUUACAGAAGUUGAGGAGCGUACAUUGAAAACCUUGGAAAUGAGUUAUGGCGUCAACAUUGAGAUUGAUAAAAAAUCAAAACUAGUAAAGAUUUCGGGACUCUCGGAUCGUGUGAGUGAAUGCCAUUUUAAAGCAGUUGAAUUGCUAAGGGACACAUUUCCAAAGAUGCGCUUGAAGUCAAGGAAUAUUAAAACAAUCGCUGAGACAGUGCAGUGGUAUUACGGAGAUGCUGAUGGAAAUUCUCUCCCUGUUGAUGUCAUGGAUAAUUAUGAGAUACACAUGCAAUAUCUGCAUGGCAACGAUUUCACUUAUGAGAACCAAUCAGAGAAUAAAACGUACAAAGUGCUUAUCAAUGACUUAAUGGAACACCCAAUAGAUGACCCGAGAAAGAAAAGGCGUCUUUAUCUUAGAACAAAAGUGGAUGAAAAUAUUCCCCUGCCUGACAAUUGGACGAUUGCACUCGACGAAAAUAAAAAAAUGGAUCAAAUUAAACUAAAAGAGAGUGAUGCUGAAUUCAAUGACGUAAAAGACAAAUUUAUCAGGGGAGGAUGUAAACCGAAAAAGAUCGAAAGUAUAUCCAGGUUAGAGAAUAAAUUUUUGUGGCAACAAUACCAAACUAAAAAGAAACAAAUUGAGUCUCAAAAUCCUAAAAUACAAAAUGAAAGACAGCUCUGGCACGGAACAGACGUUGAUACUGUUCCAAAAAUUGUCAAACAUGGAUACAACCGUAGCUUCACUACAGUUUGUGCGUAUGGACUGGGAGCAUACUUUGCUGUUCAAUCAGCAUAUUCAGACAGCGACAGAUAUGCUAAACCGGAUGUGAAUGGUGUCAAACGUAUGUUUUUAAACAGAGUCCUGGUUGGUGUUUCAUGUCUAGGAAAUUCAUCGAUGGCAGUACUCCCUCAGAGACCAGGAGUUACCUUCAAUAACUUUCCUGUAUGUUACGAUAGUGCGGCUGACAGUAAUGGCAAAACACCAGGCAUAUAUGUGAUCUUUCAUGAUACCCAAGCAUACCCUGAGUACUUGAUUGAAUAUUCUUGAUCUCUUAUUUUUUUACAGAAAAAAUAGAUGUUUCUUUUUUUAUUUUGCCAUCCGUCCCUGUUUUCACAUUACACUUUAUAUGAAACAUCAUGUUUAUCUUAUCAUGAGUUUUAAGACGUAUACCUCUACGCAAUCAUAGCACUAUUUCACUUUUUUCGUGCAUUAGCACCUACAAAAAAUAAGAUCUUUACUGCGUCCUCGUGCUUCACGUAUGUUUAAAUGAAUUGGAACAUAUUUUCAAACAUAUAUAUUGUGCUACUUACAGAUAGGUUUGACGUUUUCAUUUUAGUUUUAAAUCUAAAAAGAAGAUUGUAACACAUUAUUAAUAACAUUUUAUACAGAUGUUUUUCAAAGUUCAUGAUUAGCCUUUAAAAAUAUGGACAUUUUUAUGUCCUAGAAGCGAAAACUACUUGACCAAAUCUGUCUUUAUUAUAUUCUUUUAGAAUCGAAAUCAUGGUACACUAAAUGGUUGUGUACGCAAUAUAAUUUACAUUUUUGUUGCAAUUUAUCUUAGCUUCCAUUAAUUAUUUCAAAGCCGCUCUUUUUCCUAAGUAUUUCACAGGAAGGAAGACUAUGCAGAAUCAAAAACUUACUGUAUUAUUUACAACUUUAUCCUGAACCAUUUUUUCCUGCAUGUACAAUAAUUUUCUAAAAAAUCAUUAUUGAAAGAUAAACUAACAAUAAACAGUCACUGUAUACUGUCGCUUAGGUUUCAUUUUGUAAGUUGCCCCUAGCCUAUUGGGUCAUAUCAUUUAUGAAAUACGGUUUUAGCUGGAAGAUUAAGCAAUUAAUAACCGACCCAAAGGUUUUUGUCUGUCAUGUAUACAAUAACAGCCUCAGAACAGUUCUCUAAUCAAUUGAUCUGUUUAAUGCUUUCUGUUCAUAUUAUUUUCUUUAUCCGUAUUUUAUCAAUCAGUUUGUCUCCAUUUUGUUAUUGCAGAUAUGGGCACUAGACUUGCUUAACAUGUCAAAUAUUUAUGCAGUGUACAUAAUGUCAAAACUGUGUUUACGAAAAUCUCUGUCUAAAAAACCCUGCAAAUAAAGGCCAAUUUCGAUUACUCUUUUUUGAUGAAAUGGAAUAAAGUAUUUUCACAAAUUUUACUUAUAUUCCUUUAUGAACACUAAUAAUGGCUUUGUAAAUGAUAACAUUUUGAUGUUUUAACAUUUGUUUCUAUAAGUUCAAUUUCGAUUCUUAUCAAUAUGUUAAACUACUUAUUUCUAUGUUAUUUAUUUGAGUAAAUAUUUCUCUCACUGUCGUGCA